AUGGACAAGAUCACUGGGGUUUCCGAAGAUGUAUUGCUAGUGAAGAUUCUAUCGUUUCUUCCAACGAAAGAUGCUGUAAGCACAAGUGUUUUGUCCAAGCAAUGGAAGUAUCUUUGGAAGCGGAUGGUAAACCUUGAGUACGAUGACACUCUGAUCAAAACUAAACCAACUAUAUACCAUAAGAGGUUCCGGCGUUUUGUUAAAAGAAAUUUACAAAUAGAUAGAGAAUCUGACUUAGAAAGCUUGUCUCUCAAGUUUAGUACUAUGCCUUUUCAAACAGAGGAUAUCGAAUCGUGGGUUCGAUUCGCAGUUUCUCGCGGCGUACGUCACGUGAGUAUUGCCUAUUCUGCUGUUAAGAAGUGGCAUACAUUGCCGAUGCCGUUUCACUUGUGUACUUGCAAAACGCUAGUUUCCUUGAAACUAGAAGCGGAUAUUUCAAUAUUUCAUUAUGUGGUUUGUCUUCCCUCUCUCAAAACUUUGCAACUUCAAAGUGUGAAUAUAGGGCAAGGUAGUCUUCAACGACUUCUAUCUAGUUGCCCUGUUCUUGAGAAUCUGACUUUGAGAUUUAUUCAUCAAAAAUGUUACGGCUGCAAUGAAAAGAAUGGUGUUAUCGUCCCGUCUCUCCUGAGUUUAUCCCUUGAGAUAAUAAAUGAUGUCACUGAUCAUCGAUAUGAGACACGUGGUCAUUAUGAUGGAUAUGUGAUAGAUACUCCUUCUUUGAGGUACUUAAAAUUUAAUGAUCGUUAUAAUCGUGCCUCUUCUUACCUUGAAAACAUGCCUAAACUGGAGGAAGCAUAUAUCGAUACUGUAUCCCCUAGCACCAGGAAGUUACUCGAACCAAUCGCAUCCGUCAAGCGUCUUUCAUUAUGCUUAACAGUCAGUGCACAGGAUGUGUAUUCGGGUGGAAUUGUCUUUCAUCAGCUUGAACAUCUUAAGCUAUGUACAUGCAAUACAUAUUGGUCAACUUUACUUAUCCAUUUGCUCGAAGAUUCUCCUAAACUACGAGUCCUCGAGCUCUAUGUCCGUGAUCAUGUACCUAUCAGUAUGGCUCCAAAGGUUUACUGGAAGGAUCAAGUGAGUUGUGUUCCUCAAUGUUUUGCGAAGAGCCUCGAAAUUUUCAAGUGGACAGGAUACGAAGGAAGACAAGAAGAAAUAGAUGUGGCGGCAUAUAUCUUGAACAAUGCUCAUUGCUUAAAGACUGCGACAAUCUUGGCUGAUGAGUUAAUAAUUGAUCCUCAUACAUAUAGGAAACGAAAGAUGAUUAAUGAGUUGCUAACUUCUUCCCUCGCUUCAGCCACAUGCAAGCUCACGUUUACUAAAUGUAAAAUUCAGCUGAAAAAAUCAGCAAAAAUCUUGAAUUAUCAGAUGGAUCAUUAUGUCAACAUCAGUGAUCUUCCUGAAGAUCUGCUCCUAAACAUAUUGUCUUUACUUCCAACAAAAGAUAUUGUUGCCACAAGUGGUGUAUCGAAACGAUGGAGAUAUCUCUGGAAGAAGGUACAUAAACUCAGGUUCAAUGAUCAAAUCUACGAAGGUAAAAAGUACGAGACCUUCCUUCACUUUGUUGAGAAAGCUUUGUUAUUACAUAAGGCUCUUCUAGCAAGCCUCACAUUCAGAGUUGGUCCAAAGUGUACCGCUGAUGAUAUUGGAUUGUGGAUUAGACUGGCCCUGGAUCGAAAUAUCAGCGAGCUAAUUAUCAAACGUUAUCGGGAUCAUGGACACAUCACGUUAUCUAGGAGACUAUGCAACAGCACAAGCCUUGUUUCCUUAAAACUCAAGAAUGCUAUUCUCGAGACUAUUUCUCUCCCAGCAUGUUUCAGUUCACUCAAAACGCUUCACCUUGUAUAUGUGAAGUAUUCAGGGGAUGAAUAUGUUCGUAGUCUGUUAUCAAGCUGCCCUUCACUUCAAAAUCUUGUCGUGAAACGACACAAUGAAGACAAUGUCAAGAGAUUCAUUAUUAUAGUGCGAUACUUACAGAGUUUGACGAUGUACUUAUCCCCGCUACAUUAUGUGGCGGAUUCAGAUGUGUAUUACAUAAACACACCUAAUUUGAAGUACUUGAACAUUAAAGAUCAUUGCACUGAGCAAUACUCUUUUGAAGAUAUGCCUUACCUUGAAGAGGCUUACCUCGACGUUGCCUUCACCCAUUCUGAGAAGUUUUUUGAAUCUCUUUCCUCUGUCAAGAAACUUUCGUUAUGCUUAAAGAAAUCAAAUGAUCAGUAUCUUGAGGGUGUUAUCUUCUCUCAGCUUGUUCAUUUGGAGCUGUGUACAUGUGAUGAUUCAAAGUGGUUGAAUCUACUUGCGAAGUUGCUUCAAAAUUCUCCUAAACUUCGAGUGCUCAAGCUUAACGAUAAGCAGAACCAUAACGUUGGCAAGUAUUGCUCUUCUUCGUGGAACCAGGAACCUAGUUAUGUUCCAGAAUGUUUGACUAAAACUCUUGAAGUUUUCGAGUGGGGAAACUAUAAAGCAACAUUCAAAGAGAGAGAUAUUGCGGUGUAUGUCUUGAAGAAUAGUCUUUGCUUAAAGAGGUUGGUAAUCUCCCCCAAAUUAAACAUUUCAGAAGGGAUUAUUUGUGAUCAUCAGAUUAUCAAAGAAGACUUAGCCUCUCUGUUCCUUGGCUCGAGUUCUUGUGAACUUAAAUUCGUCUGAGAGUACUCAACAUGUUUCUUUCAUAAGUAUGCUGUCUGGUUCCUUUGUUUUAAUUUUAGUAUGUAAUUACUCUGCUUUCAACAGUUCUCUGUUUUGUUUCUUGAGAUAAUCAUUAAUCCAUAGAGAUUGAGAGUUAAAGUAUGACGCAAAAUUCUGGAUCUUCA
Capsella rubella is the source of this 2810-nucleotide messenger RNA. Its product is annotated as putative FBD-associated F-box protein At5g56410. The transcript has 6 exons. Bases 1 to 2646 code for a protein of 881 amino acids. The record is from RefSeq and is a predicted model, not a curated record. NCBI's taxonomy places the organism in Eukaryota, Viridiplantae, Streptophyta, Magnoliopsida, Brassicales, Brassicaceae. Gene Ontology annotation, molecular function: protein binding.